AUGUCGUAUCUCAAUAAAAGUUGGCCGAAAGUGGUUUCUUAUCCUACAACUGGUUUUAUAUCUACGCAGGCGGUAUCGAUUCGGACGGGUAUCAUGAAGAUCAAGAGUUCUAUUCAAGACAUUUUGCAGCAGGUUGUUCGGAAGAACAGCGACUCUCUUGGUCGACGUUUGGUAGGGUGCAAAAGAUUCGCGGAAACGAUGCGAGCAAACACAGAGCCAGUCAGUAUUCUCUAUGAUAUGGAUAUGCAGUAGACUCUUGAUGAGCAUAGAGUAAGAGGCUUUUAUGAAUCUACGUCCCGUUUGAUUUUAACUAUUCCAGUUGUGAACAAAUGAGUAUGAAAGAAUAAGAUGCACGUUAUAUUUUCCCACUGUUAUCAGGUAAUCCAACCUUCGACUACGGUCUCUUCGUCCGUCAUGGUGGAGAUGAAUUUUUCUCGUUAUCAGACGAGAAAGCGAGGAAGGAGCUUACCGAAGAGUACAUCGAGCAACAAUACAAAAACCAAGUAGUUCUUCGUUGGAACCGUUACAUGACGGUGAGCAAAUCCUUGCGAGGACGGUUGCGGCUUAGUGGGUUGGGAAUCGGAUGGAUACUGCGGAACCGCCUAGAUGAUCUUUUUCUCGCGGAGGGCUUGCGAGCGUCCGCAGUGAGCGUCGAUAGCUUCACGGAAUCCCAAAUAGUUGACUACUUUGUUGCGCUCACCUUAGCACCUAUGGAUGCUGUGCAUGCCGUCCAGCUGUCUUUUGGUCCUGGUUCGCAACGAGAGCAGCUGGAUGCCAUGGAGCGGGAGCUGAAGUUUGUUCGCGGUAUUUUACACGACUACGAUCGUGUCGUAGAAGAAAUAUUCAUCAUCACGUCAGUAGAUUUCAGCUCCGAUGGUUCUCUGGAUGCUACUCGCUGCGUAUCUUUGGAGCUUCGCAUUCUGGUUGAUUCUCUGCGACGAGCUGCUAUCCAUGUUCUUCGUUCAGUUGCUAAGAUUCUUUUGUUUUGGCGGUGCAGCUAUGGAGGCAAAGGGCGACAGAAUUCGCAGUUUGAGUGGCUAAGAGCAUACUUCGAGUCUAGUGGUUUUGCGGCAAAAGUAAACUAUGUGCAGAAACAUCUACUCGAGAAGAAGUUGUGUUGUUACCGAGGUGAUCCGGGAAGCGUGUUUUUACUUUCUCUUCGACAGAAGCUGCUGGCGAUUUCUACGUGGAAGCAGCGAAUUGAACUGGUUGAUCGAAUUGGGUUCGUGAUCGAUAAUGUUGUAGAGCCUUGCGCCGACGACUGCGAGAAGUACAUAGGUCGAGUUAGUCGUAGACAAAAUUAUCGAGAUUACAAGGGCCUACCUCGCAUUGCAGUAGAGUCGGGGCUGGCAGAGUGGUCGAGUGAGCGGAUGCGCGUGGAGCAACAAAUUGCACACGUCGUGCAAAAAAUAGAACAACGGAAAGAAGAGGCUACGCAGGCAAAGGAGUACGCGGGCCCUAAAGAUGCUUAUCGUAGUUUUCUCGCAGGGUCGUCAUCUACAACAAGGAACCAACUAUCGAAGAAGGCGAAGAAAGAAGAACUGUGGAAGAAUCAAAGCGUGCAGGUGAAGAAGAGACACGAGAUAGAAGUAGCAGCAGCGAAAGCGGAGCACUUAGAACACGAGAGGCACGCAGUAGUUAACAUGCAGUGGGAUAUUUUGCCGGAAGAGUUAGAAGUAUUAGACCAAAAGCCUUGCUCGAUCAUCCUCAAAGAAUAUCGCGAACGACUAGAAGUUGCAACCUGUCAGUACUACCAACUGCCGAAGAAGCCGCUGCCAAUCAAAUUUCGACAGUUGCUUCGAUCCAUCUACAGGCAGAAGCACCCUAAGAUGCAGGUUGAUAAUCUGUGCGAAAUUUUGCAUCCCCGAGAAGGAAACUGGUUUGAUCUAGCUAAAGUAGAAGUUAAUGAGCAUAUUGAUCCAGUUGUGAAGCCUGGGACGAGCACCAAGCAGAAGAAGUCGAUCAAGCCGAAGACACCAGGAUGGAGUAGACCUGCAAAGCCAACUUUUUUAACGAAUUUGCUUUGUCGAUUUAGCAAACGAUGGCAGCCGAAGGAAAAAAAAGCUGCUGGUGGUAUGCCUCAAUCCAUAAGGCGCGGCUCUGCUACAACUACUGCGUCCACAUCUGCUACUACUGCGUCUACAUCUACUACUUCUACAACUUCCGGCUCGGGUCCCGCGACCUCUGAGUUCUUGACCGCUGACGAAGCAAAGCAGGACGCUAUGGAGAAAGAGGAGAAACGGCUUCAAGGAUGGGAAGCUCCUGGCGCGUCUGCGUUGGACGACGAAGAAUCUGCUCCAUCUAGUUCUGAAUCUGAAGACAGCGAAACUGAUGAGCAAGAACGGAAAGCAAAAGCGUUGGAUCAUCUAAGUUGGCCUACUGACAAGGAACCGCCUCAGCUGCUCAUAGUCUUUUUUCGUGAGGAAGAUGCAGCUCGACCAACGUGCCUUUCCGGGUUUUUAGUCGCGAAGGUGUUGCUAAAGCCGUAUAUGUGGCUUGGAUGCCCUGUUAUUCCGAACUUCUAUGGCGAUAAUGAGGAGAUAGUGCUGUUCGACUACUAUGAUGACCCAGAUUGCUACUAUUUUUCUACCGAUGAAGCUCAUGGUUAUGACCGUCCGUUUGAGGUGUGGUCUGCUCAAAUUGUACAGAGUGCUGAAGUGGACGGAGGUGCUAGCAUAGAACUGGGGGAGCAGCUUGCAGUACAGCGAGGCGUGAAACCAGAAAAGCCUACCAGUCCUACUAAAAAAGUAGUGUCGCCACAGAAUAAGCCGAAAGCGAAGAUGAAGUCCAAGAGAACAACGGACGGCGCAGCUGCUAGAAACCUCUUACCACAGUUGGCAGACCACAUCAAGGCAACUAGUGAAGGAGGCCUUGUUCAACCAAAAGGCGUCGCGCAGUGGAGUCCACAAAAAAGUGCUGCGAAGGUAAAAGCUAAGGCUAUGAAGACAGCAGCAAAAUCAAAAGCAACAGGUAAGAAGCAAGUCAAGGGCGACGAAAUAGCACAGGACCAAGAAGAUGACUUACUUGCUGACGAUCCUACUGUGGCUUCGCAUCAAACUAGUAGAGCGCGCGUUGGUCCUCCUCCGGUUUUGCAUCAUAGCUUGGAAGGAGAAAAGUCUCUAGUAAUUGAAGCUUCGUCUCUAGUAGUUGAAGCUUCGUCUGUACUGGUAGGCGUUAGUAGUGUUGACGAGGGGCGACAUCUAGCGGGGGUUGAUCAGAAGGAGGACCUCGUAGUUACGCCUAAGCAUAAAACAUCUGUCGCUGCAGUUCCUGCAGCUGCUAGUUUGUUGCGGCCGUCUGUCGCUGAAAAGUCCCUGAAGGUGGUGGAUGAUAGGAGGGCCGAGGACUCGGAGCAACGUGUCUUGGAAGAUGUACAGAUCAAGCAAAAAGACAAUACUUCAUCUCCUGACACACGAGCUUUAGACGAUUUUUUCGCAGAUGUGACCGAUGAAGAUCGUGCUUUAGCAUUUGGCGUUCCGGAUCCUUCCAUUCUUAGCAGUGUCGUGGAUGACAUGAACAAACAGGCAGACGCGGGUUCCAGUGGAGGCCCCGUGGCAAGUGCGCCUUCACCGGUCCCCGGCAUACCUAUUGAGGGGUCUACGACUGGCGUUAGAUCCGGUAUUUUUAUGAUGUUAUCUGUGUAUUUAGUUGUUACCUUAUGGCACAAGUUUAACAUUCGUCCAUGUCAUGGUCCUUAUCGAACUUGCAUCCAUCUUUUUCAUAUCUGAAAUUGUAGGUCCGCCUCCUGUCUCGUCUGUGCCAGAAACGUCAGGCGUCAGUGUUAACCACGAGGACAAGGCAAACAAUAAAGACUCCAUAGUUACGGAUGCUGUAGAAGAGCGUGAACGACGUCGCCGACAAGGUGGCUUCAAGAGGCGGGCGGACUUUGAAGCGGCUUGUGCUAAAUUACACAAGAAUCUCUUUGGCGAGAAGGACAUGAUGAACGUGACAGGGGCUUCUUCUACAACGAUGCCCCUUCGUGCAGUCAGCAAAGCUGCAAAAGCAAAACCAAGCCAGUUGCCCUCUGUCGUCAAGUCUACUGUUGUUCUUGCUCGUGCCGACCCAUCCAAAAGUGUAGCAACUGCAGAAGCCUUGAACAAGCCAGUAGUAGCUACGGAAAGCCAGCGAGUAGACAAGCAGCGAGCCAAGUGCGUCACUUCUUCUGUCGUAAAUCAUGGCCUUGUUCCGUUGGGAUUCACAGUUCAUUGCUACGCGAAGAGUUACAAGGCUGCAGCGAAUACUCCUCAUUUAGUGUCAAGAAUCAGAAGCAUCGGGCUGCGCAUGGAAAUGUGGACGGAUUCUGACAAGGGGUUUCGAUACAUGUCAGCAGGCAAAACGGAGCAGUCAUCUAGCUUUGCGGGGACGUGGCUCACCGGUUGGACAUUGCGGACGGAUCUUGUUGUUCGUUGUUUUGAUGCGAAAGCAUUCCAAAAGCAUUUGAUACCUAAGUGGCUAGAGACUUUCAACAAUGUGAUGGAUAAACUGAAGCAGGAUAAGUUAGGACACUUCAAGCUCAACGACAAAGAAGCUACCAUGUGGCAAGAUUUGAUAGAGUUUUCAGAUGAAGAAAAAACUUUACUGCAUAUGAAAAAAAAGGACUAGGUCGGGUUUUUAUUCAAAGUAAUUUUAUUGGAGAACGUCUUGCAUAAAUUCAAAUAUACUCAACGAUCUUGCGGAUUUGGUUAAAAGCAGGAGCAUGAACAACGUAACUCAAAUGCAUUUCAAAUGCAUUUCAAAUGCAUUUCAAAUGCAUUUCAAAUGCAUUCCAAAUGGAUCACUCUUAAACUUUAAACGAGGAUAGCAUGCGUUUUAAACUUGUGAGACAAAACUAAAAGUGCAAACUUCUAUUUGAAAUUUGCAUUUUUAGGUUUGGAUCUGAAGUCUCAAAUGAGUUCGUAGCCCAUUUUCAAUUUAAGAGUGAUCCAUCUGAAAUGCAUUUGAAAUGCAUUUGAAAUGCAUUUUGCAUGUGUUUUCGUGCCAUUUGAUGUGAAUGUUUUGCGUAGAAAAUCGAUAAAGUCAUCUAUCGGAGUUACGACUUCCUUCAAAAUUGAAAAUACGUCUUAGCCUGAGUUUUGGACUUAUUUCAUACUUACAGGUCUGAUAUAGAAACUAUUACUACUCAUGUCGAUGUCGGUGUUUGUUGCUUUCGUGAAUUGCAGGGCACUUGCACACAAAAAUCAAGGUUGCCUCCCUUUUUGAAAUAAU
Messenger RNA from Amoebophrya sp. A25, 5205 nucleotides. The record is from the annotation of a GenBank genome assembly. Lineage: Eukaryota; Dinophyceae; Syndiniales; Amoebophryaceae.